CAUACCUAACAAGAAACAAUGGUGUAGGAUUAGGAAGAAGAUAAACCAGUCAAGGAUAAGGUUGACAUAUGCACAUUUGUGUCAAUACAGAUAUUCCUUUCCUAUUUUAGGGUUUUAGGGUAUAUUCCUCUCCUCUCUCUUACAAUGGCCGUUUUCUCAAUCUACACAUUCACUUCCUUUCCUCCCUCUUAUUCCUCUUCCUAUUUUCAUGACUUCACUGGAGAUUUGCUUUCGAGAGCAUGGAUUGGUAGACGAAGAAGAAGAAGCAAAAGCAAAAGCAAAAGCAAAGCCACUACUAGGCUCUUUGUUCUGUCUUCGCAUUCCAACCCUAAAAUUCUCAAGUCUAAUCGCAGGUCACGGUACGGCAAAACACUGUCCCCUUACGAUAGCGACGACGACGCUGGCGGUGACGGUUUCGAAUACGACGACGAUUGGGAUGAGGACGACUGGCUUUCUGAUGAUGAGUUUGCAGAGACAAAAGCAUCUGAUAAACAAAGAUUCAAGUCAUGGAAUCCAGCCAACAAGAGUCAAGGAAGCCACAGGCAUUCAAAAAAGGAAUGGGGUGUGGGAUCAAUAAAAGUGGGUCAAACCAAACCAAACAAUAUUGGUUCCUUAGGUGCAGAUGGCAGAGGAAAGCUGGAGGUUGGGAGCUCUACAAAGAACAGAUUUUGUCGUCUGUGGGAAGAACUAGAUUUGGACGAGAAAUGGUUUCCUCUUCUUGAUUACCUGAGCACCUUUGGACUCAAGGAAUCACACUUCAUCCAAAUGUAUGAGAGGCACAUGCCUUCCCUUCAGAUAAAUGUGGGUUCAGCACAGGAAAGGUUGGAGUUCCUGUUGAGUGUUGGUGUCAAACACGGAGACAUGAGAAAGAUACUUUUGAGGCAGCCACAAAUCUUAGAGUACACGGUGGAGAACAAUAUGAAAUCACAUGUUGCUUUUUUGGUGAGUUUAGGUAUUCCAGAUUCCAGAAUGGGCCAGAUAAUCACUGCUACUCCAUCCCUGUUUUCUUAUAGUGUGGAGAAUUCAUUAAAACCAACUGUGAGGUACUUAGUUGAAGAGGUUGGCAUUAAGAAGAGUGAUCUAAGUAAAGUUGUGCAGCUGAGUCCUCAAAUCCUGGUUCAGCGGAUUGAUAGUUCUUGGACCACUCGUUUCAGUUUUCUUACAAAGGAAUUGGGAGCACCUAGAGAUAAUAUAGUGAAGAUGGUCAGAAAACAUCCUCAACUACUUCACUACAGCAUUGAGGAUGGUUUACUGCCAAGAAUUAAUUUUCUAAGGAGUAUUGGGAUGCGCAAUUCUGACAUUUUGAAAGUAUUGACUAGCCUCACACAGGUAUUCUCUCUCUCACUGGAGGGGAAUCUGAAGCCCAAGUACAUGUACUUGAUCCAUGAGCUUCGAAAUGAGGUGCAAUCAUUGGCCAAAUAUCCCAUGUACCUAAGCUUGUCUCUAGACCAGAGAAUCCGUCCUCGCCAUAGGUUUCUGGUUUCCCUAAAGAAAGCUCCAAAGGGGCCAUUUCCUCUGAGUUCUUUGGUUCCAACUGAUGAAAGCUUUUGUCAGCAGUGGGCUGGAACUAGUGUGGAUAAAUAUUUGGCAUUUCGUCAGAAUUUACUGCUGAAAGAGUUUGCUGAGAAGUAUGAGCGAUAAUAGUGAUUUGCUGACUUCAAGUUCCUUACAAGUCCAUCAACAUAUGUAGUGGAAGAUCAGAAUGGUCUCUCCGAUAACCUAAGCGACUAUAUAUUUAUCUUCUUGGAAAUAUUAUGAGCAUCUAGGGUAAAGUUCAGAUGUCUGCGAUCAGUCCAAACUCCUGUUUUACUUCUAUUAUUGCUGCCAGGAACAGGUCAAGUUUUGCUCUACAGUUAGCAAAUAUUUUCUCACUUUCUCAGUGUAGCAACUUAGCAAGAAGUAGGCAGUUGUUUACUAACUUCAGGUGUUUGCUAAAAGCCAGUGGCUCCAACUUCAAACCUUUGUUUUCAAGAUAUGCUCAACUGGUUUGUGAUGGGGCUCUUUGUGGAGGACCCACCAGUGAGUGCUCAACGCGUCCAGCAGUUUGAUUAUAAACAUUAUUGUUUUCUUACUGGUGGGUGAAGGUUACCCCUCACCUAAUCAAGAGAGAGUUGAGUUGGAGUUGAAAAUGUCUUAAUCUGUUGAAUGGUGAAAAACAACAAUGAUUGGCUUAGGAUACCAUAAAUUAGGUGUUAAAUUUAUUUAUAGAAUUGUGCUUGAAUAUCGUUAUGUAAAGUAGGGUGUUUAUUAUUUUUGGAAGUGAAACUAAAUUUUAAAAUCUUUUUGAACUAAUA
This is a messenger RNA of Camellia sinensis, 2294 nucleotides long. RefSeq names its product Mitochondrial transcription termination factor family protein. The record is from RefSeq and is a predicted model, not a curated record. Gene Ontology annotation, molecular function: double-stranded DNA binding. Lineage: Eukaryota; Viridiplantae; Streptophyta; Magnoliopsida; Ericales; Theaceae. Gene Ontology annotation, biological process: regulation of DNA-templated transcription; developmental process.